Diversispora eburnea is the source of this 957-nucleotide messenger RNA. The record is from the annotation of a GenBank genome assembly. Lineage: Eukaryota; Fungi; Glomeromycota; Glomeromycetes; Diversisporales; Diversisporaceae.
AUGACAAUUAAAGUUGGAAUUAAUGGGUUUGGUCGUAUUGGACGUCUUGUCCUUCGUGCUUCGUUGAAUUAUCCCCAUAUUCAAGUAGUGGCUUUAAAUGACCCUUUCCUGGACCUUGAUUAUAUGGUCUAUCUUUUCAAAUAUGAUUCAACUCAUGGACGUUUUAAGGGUAAUGUUGAAGCUAAAGAUGGAAAAUUCUUUUUGGAUGGCCGGGAAAUUUGUGUUUUCUCUGAAAGAAAUCCUGCUGAUAUCAAGUGGGGAGAAAUUGGUGCUGAUUAUGUAGUCGAAUCUACAGGAGUUUUCACAACUGUCGAAAAGGCCGGAACUCAUUUGAAAGCUAAAAAGGUCAUUAUUAGUGCCCCAAGUGCCGAUGCACCAAUGUUUGUAGUUGGAGUAAAUUUGGAGAAAUAUAAGAAAGAAUAUAAUAUUGUAUCCAAUGCUUCUUGCACAACCAAUUGUCUUGCUCCUUUAGCAAAGGUUAUUAAUGAUCAUUUUGGUAUCGCUGAAGGAUUGAUGACUACCAUUCAUUCAGUCACUGCUACUCAAAAAACUGUAGAUGGUCCAUCAGGAAAGGAUUGGAGAGGAGGAAGAGGAGCAGCUCAAAACAUUAUUCCAAGUUCAACAGGAGCAGCAAAAGCUGUAGGAAAGGUUAUUCCUGCUUUAAAUACCAAACUCACUGGUAUGGCAUUCCGAGUUCCUACUUCUGAUGUUUCAGUUGUUGAUUUAACAGCACGCUUGGAAAAGGGUACAACUUAUGAUGAAAUCAAGAAAAUUAUUAAACAUGCUUCAGAAAAUGAGUUGAAAGGAAUUCUUGCUUAUACUGAAGAUCAAGUUGUAUCCUCGGAUUUCAUUGGUGAUACUCAUUCCAGUAUUUUUGAUGCUAGAGCUGGUAUCCAAUUAAGUCCUACCUUUGUUAAACUUGUUGCUUGGUAUGAUAACGAAUUUGAUAAUAAUUAA